AUGGCGACGGUUGAGCAUGUAAUUCCGGUCAAGGAGACAGUGAUGGAACUCCCAUCGCUUCCACCAAAUCAGGGCAUGGAGGCCCUGAAGGAUAUUGUCUUUGGUUCGGUCGCCGGUAUGGCCGGAAAACUCAUUGAGUACCCUUUUGAUACCGUCAAGGUCCGACUACAAUCUCAACCGGAACACCUCCCACUUCGUUACACCGGUCCCCUCGACUGCUUCCGUCAAUCCUUCCAGACUGAUGGCUUCCGCGGUCUCUAUCGAGGCAUUAGCGCCCCAAUGACCGGCGCCGCGGUUGAAACCAGCUGCCUCUUCUUCAGUUACCGUCUUUUACAAGAUGCCCUCCGUGCGACCGUCUACCAGGACGUUGAACAAUUACCCUUCCUCGCUUUGGUGGCAAGUGGCGCUGCUUCUGGUUCUGUAACCUCCCUCGCAUUGACUCCCAUUGAACUCGUCAAGUGCAAGAUGCAAGUCCCACUUGAAUCGACUGCUCACAAGCCCCCUGGUCCGGUCGCACUCAUCGCUUCCAUCUUCCGUCAUGAGGGUAUCCGUGGAUUCUGGCGCGGACAAAUGGGUACUUUGAUCCGUGAAACCGGAGGUAGUGCCGCCUGGUUUGGUGGUUACGAGGCCGUUUCGUCUCUCUUCCGGAGUCGAUCGCCUACUCCUAUGUCUGCGACAGACUCUCUCCCUGUGCAUCAGCAGAUGAUUGCGGGUGCUAUGGCUGGAAUCAGUUAUAAUUUCUUGUUCUUCCCCGCGGAUACCAUCAAGUCGCGUAUGCAGACCGAGGAUAUUACACGCCUCCCUGCCAAUCAGCAGCGUCAGACUUUUUGGAGCGUUGGUCGUGGACUCUGGAGACAACAAGGACUGAAGGGUCUGUAUCGCGGGUGCGGGAUCACCUGUGCCCGCUCAGCUCCUAGUUCCGCGUUUAUCUUCGCAGUUUACGAGGGAUUACGACAGCAUUUUGCAUGA
This is a messenger RNA of Penicillium malachiteum, 969 nucleotides long. RefSeq names its product putative mitochondrial ornithine carrier protein AmcA/Ort1 (gene amcA). The record is from RefSeq and is a predicted model, not a curated record. NCBI's taxonomy places the organism in Eukaryota, Fungi, Ascomycota, Eurotiomycetes, Eurotiales, Aspergillaceae. Gene Ontology annotation, biological process: mitochondrial L-ornithine transmembrane transport. The coding region runs from base 1 to 969 and encodes 322 amino acids. The transcript is spliced from 2 exons. Gene Ontology annotation, molecular function: L-ornithine transmembrane transporter activity.